AUGACACCCGGCAACCCGAGCGAUGCGCCGCCGUUAAGUGGUGCCGCUAGUAUGCGUAUCUCGCCCGCCAGUAUCGAACAAGUCGACGUGCUCGCACGAAAGUUGUACAAGCGAGCACGAAUAAACCCCGAGCUUGAAGAGGCAGCAAAUGCAGUGCGCAGUCUACACGCCGUCCUAAAACAUCUAAAGUUCGAGGCUGAGGAUCCAGGAUCGCUAUUGAAUGUUGACAGCAGUGCUGUAUAUACGCGGCAGCUAACGCCCAUCCUCGAGGAUGCAGAGUUCGCGCUUAAGCAGCUAGACACCAUACUCGAUAAGAAAUAUGGAAGAGGCAGCGAUGACGGUAGUGCUGAUGGUGUUAGUAGAGGAAUGCAGAUGGAUGGAGAGAAAGGCUGGACGAUUUUAGAAAGCCGCGAACGCGAUAUGAUUAAUUUAAUUCUCACCAAGCUCAAAAAUCAGAAGCUAAACAUCGACAUGUUCCUCGAUACCGUCCAGCUUCAUAACCCGUCCAAAUCUCGUCGCCUAGUCGAUACGAAUAGUGCGGAUCUCGACUCUAUCAAGGAUAAGGUAGAUUUCAUCGCGUCUCGUAUAUGCCAACGAACGAAUUCGAAUUUGAGCGACGGUAACGAAGAUGAGCUUUGGGAGCAGUUUCGAGAUGAGCUAGAGCAAGCAGGUUUCUCUAAAGACGUGUUGCGUAAGAAUCAGGACGUCAUACGAGCCUACAUCCGCCAGUUAGACAAUCAACUCAGCGCCAACGGCGGCAGCACGCCUUCGGUGCGGGGACUUCUGGAGCAUUACCGCCCUCGAGGAGGAGGAGAGGGCGGGCUGCAAAUCACUCCGUACCCAAUGAAUUCUACCCCGGCCGAUUUCAGCCCGGAAGAAUUGCAGCCCAACAUCGAUGAGGAGAAGCUAUUUCCGUCGAUGAGGAUGAAGCGUUUGGACGACGAAGACGACAACAACAACACAAACAAUAAUAACAACAUCGAACGACAAGUAUCGAAACCGCCCAGCAUGCCAGAUUAUCCUACGAAUAUCUCUUAUGAUCGUUACUCACCAGGCGGCGAUGGCGUCGAUGAGCCGACGGCGCUCAUGUCCACGCGGGAGCUCAUGGCGUUUGAUAAACAGUCCAAUAUGGCUCUCGCGAUGGAAAACAUGCAUCUACAGUCACCGCCGAACCCGGCCGGCUCAAAUUACCACAUGUCUAUCUCCCCCACACCUAAUUAUCUUCCUCCUUCGGCCUCUCAGCCUACCCUACCGUCUUCCGCUCCGCAAGCCGCCCCCGACUCAUUCGGGACCCACCUGCACCGCCCCCCUCUUCCCCCAGCUGCUGUCAGCUCACCACCGACCCGCCGCCCGAAUUCCGUAUCUGUAGCCGAUGUAAGCCAACAUCAGCAACAAGCUCUUAUAGCUUCGACGCAGCGAAAUGCACGGCUGGCGCCCGAUAGCAAGGGCCGCGAGAUCCCACUGGAUGCCAAGUGGACUCGGAUCCCACGACGCCUAGUCUCUCCCGAUGUGCUGGCUGGUGCUGGGGUACGGUACGAAGCACGGCCGGAUUUUGUGGCAGUGCUAGGAGAACUGAGCCGAGACGAAGUAACCUACUUUGCUCACCGGACUGCCGAGGUGCGUGCUGCGAGAGGUCGGCGAACUAGUAAUACGCCUGCUACGACUACUGUGAUAAGCGGCGAUGGUGUAAAGGGAAGAAAGGUUGAUGAUAAGUAUCAUCCGGAUAAGUAUCGAAAUUGGGACGUUAUUGAAGAAGGGCGACAACGGCAGAGACGGAAGGAAGGAAAUAAGAACAGCCAUGAUACGGAUAGCAACGACGAUACUGACAACGACGGCGUAACUUACAUCGUCAACAACCGUAGUCGGCGACGAAAGGGGAGUACAGAUAGUACGGUGAGCGCGCUCUACGAUUCGAGUAACGACUCAGGAUCAUCGUAUGAGGAAACAGACUCCGAUGACAGAGACCAAGAAUCACAUGGCUCCUCAUCUUACUCUCAAUCAUAUCCACGCUCCGGCUCAUACCUGGAUGAUUACCAUCACUCCCGCUCACAGGCUCAUCGGCGCAGCUCCACCAUGCCUUCGACCUCCGCUAAAGGCAGAGUAGAUAACGAUGCCACAGACGGUCUAGACCGUAAAAGUAUCAAGGACAGGAACGAAAAGAGUACCAAGGCAUACCCAUACAUCGUGUCACCACCAGCCUCUACGAUCGGGAAGGACAAGGGCAAAGACAAAGAUACCGGCACUGGUACUAGCCCUGCUGCCACUGUAAAGCCGAAGCCUAUCCUCAAGAACAAGAAUGAUGACCCUCACGUUCGAAUCGACCCCAAUCCCCAAAUUAUUGAGGAAGGCUCAAGUUCUCUGCCACGGAGUCUACCUUCAUAUCGACGGAGCGAACGGGAGCGUCGAGAGCGGGAUAAAGACAGAGAUCGAGAUCGAGAGAGGAGUAAAGACAGGGAGAGGGAUAGAGAUGGAGGUAGAGAAAAAGACCGUGAUCGCGAUCGCGAUCGCGAUCGCGAGAAGAGAUAUCGCUCAGACAGGUAUACAGCAGGAGGACGAGAAAAAGAACGACAUACGGACCGCGAUCGUGACCGAGACCGGGGGGACCGAAUCCGAGAGAAAGAGUACUACUCAAACCGGGACCGCGACGAGGGCCGUUCCGAGUACCCGCACCGGCACCGCCAUCGGAGCCACGGCCACAGGUACCAUUCAUCAGGUGCUCCGAGGAAAGAACGAGAGCGGGAAUAUUACGACGACCACUACGUCAGCAGUAACAACCGGCUCCGAGAAGAUCGUACCUCCAAGAAGAAGGCCCGAGACGAGACGAUACGGGCCGUGGGUCUCGGGGGUGCGGCAGCUGCUAUGUUAAGCAUGCUGAGUGAGGCGACACUAUGA
Molecule: messenger RNA, 2892 nt
Organism: Daldinia vernicosa
Lineage: Eukaryota; Fungi; Ascomycota; Sordariomycetes; Xylariales; Hypoxylaceae
Exons: 2
Coding region: 1-2892 (963 amino acids)
Source: RefSeq, a predicted model, not a curated record